Messenger RNA from Sclerotinia sclerotiorum 1980 UF-70, 3177 nucleotides. RefSeq lists its product as hypothetical. Gene Ontology annotation, biological process: protein localization to plasma membrane. Lineage: Eukaryota; Fungi; Ascomycota; Leotiomycetes; Helotiales; Sclerotiniaceae. Bases 1 to 3177 code for a protein of 1058 amino acids. Gene Ontology annotation, cellular component: plasma membrane. The transcript has a single exon. The record is from RefSeq and is a predicted model, not a curated record.
AUGCUGAUUGGAGACAGAGAUGUCCAAGUUACCCUCCAAAUACUCUCAGCUUUGAUCGAAAAAGCCCCCCGAGACUUACCUCUUUAUGCGCCUUACGUUCUGAAGAUUUUCAAUAUCAUACUUCGUGCGCGAGAUGUUACCAUGGUGGAGUCCUCAAUACCUACUUUCCAGGUCUUUUGCGAAAAUCAUGAUAUGGCAAGUCUGUCCGCGGACCAAGAAUACCUACAUCAAUACGAGGAGAUUGUGCAAAUAUACGCGUCAUUCGCUUCUACGAGGGUACAAACAAGUAGUAACGCCCAAAGUGCACCAAUCGCCAAAAAAUGGAGGAGCCUUGGGUUACAAGCAGUCAAGAGCGUGGCAUCUUCUGAAGCUUUAGCUACAGUGGCAGGAAGACAGUUGGACGUGAUUGUACCGAUACUGCUGGAGAAUAUUUGGACAGAUAAUGCGGACUUCAUUGACGUACUACAACAACGAGCUGAAAUGGAAGAGCAUAUGGGGACGGAAAAGCCGUUGUCGAAGAGAAGGGCAAGCAACGCAACGGCAGGAACGGCUGACACUGCAGGGGAGAAUGCUACCGCUUUAUCCGGAACCACUGCGGAUGCGGAUAAAUUGGCAGAGGAGAACAUUGGUGUUUUAGCUACUCAAUGUUUGAAACAGAUAUUUGUCGUCAAUAACCGAGCUCAAAUUCAUGGAGCCGCAACUGCAGUGUUGAAGUUUAUUGCGGAUCGAGUUUCUCAACGAGAAUCUGUUAUUGAGCCUGGUCCAAACGAGAAUUGCAAGGGAUGGGCACCUCGUAUCUUCGAAAUGAUUGCCAGGUGGACCCCUGUCCAAGAUCGAUAUGUCAUUUUGGUGACGGCCAUGGAUAGUUUGGUACGAGCUGACCAAGUUGAGGCUACUCUCAUGCAGCAGCUUGUCCUAGCAACAAUGGUAGAUUCCUUACUAAAGUCCGAUAUCAAUUUGAUAGGAUUAAGCGUAAUGGAUGUCUUGCUAGGAUUGAUACAGCACAUAUUGAUAAUUCUUCAACUUGGAAACGUUGGUGGACCUCAUCUUCAGCCAGAUAAUGGAGCGGAUGAAAAGAACAAUGUUGGCAAUUUGAAUGCCCCAGUUGCGUCUGAAAGUGCCUCAGUUCCAACAGACACUAGAAAAGAUCUUUUGGCUAGGCUGCAACAUUGCCUAGGAGAUUUGGCCACUCACGUUUACUAUGCUGAUCAAAUAUCGGACAUGGUUUCGGCGAUCCUGUCACGCUUGAAGCCUUCGCCAUUAUCACCUGUUCCAAGCACUGCUGCAGCUAUCGAGGACCCAAAGUCUGCAACAGAGGCUCUCCUAUCUGGCACUAAUAUGACCGAGGACCCAAAUACGGACGGAUUUUUCUCGUUUGAUACCGCCAAGAUCACUGCGCUUCAAUCCAUAAAGUCAAUCUUGCUUGUGGCAAGCCACAAAACGAUGACUGCGGGGAAUCUGGGAAGAAACAAAGUUCCAGUCAAGACUUGGGAAGGCACACAAUGGUUAUUGCGUGACGUGGACGGGCGCGUAAGAAAAGCAUACGCUGAUGCUCUAUUGACAUGGCUUGAUAGAGAAGUUACCAGGGCUGAUCAACAAGUUUUCGAUGAGAAGCCAAAGGGGAUGACGAAGGGUGCACGUGACGAAUCAUCUACGGAUCUCACGAAGAGGGCAGUGUCAAAUGCGUCAAAACCAGAGAAACCUUAUAGACCAUCACGGACAACAUUUCUACAGCUUCUACAUCUUGCCAUUUACGAAAAUAUUUUGCAAUAUGUAGAUAACGAGAACGACAUGGUUCUACUACAUCUUCUUCUUACAAAUCUUGUCAAGAGUUUGGGAGUAAACGCAGUCAGAAGUGGGUUGCCAAUGAUGUUCCGAUUACAAGAGGACAUACAGUCAUUUGAGCUGCCAGUUCAUAAAGUCCGUGUUGGAAGUUUAUGUCACGGGUAUUUCUGGACUUUGUGCGAAAAAUUCGAAAUCGAGAUGUCACCUGUCGGUAAAACGAUUCAAGACGAGAUUCGUCAACGCCAAAUAGCGAUGUUCUGGCCUGAUCGCAUUCGAUUCCCUCCCAUUCAACUUCAUGAUAUUGGUACUCCAGGUAGUACCACACCCCAACAAAGACAAGCUUCCAACUAUGCUGGAGCAGAUGCCUUAUCAACAUUCGAUGAUCGCUUCCAAAUGGUCAAACUCAUCUCGUUGUCGUAUGCAGCAUCUUUAAACUCACCUCCAAGUAGCCCUCCAACUUCUCCCGGUCGAAGUUAUACCCAUCCAAUACUAAGUGUAGAUAUCCCUUCCUCGACGCGAGAUACCAUCAUACCGGAAAGAAUUAAGGAAGAGAUGAUGGCAGAAUGGAACAAGGAGUCAGUGAUUGCCGUUGCGCAGGAAAUUAGCAAGACUGUCUCAAUCAGUGGAUCACGCGCAGGCACGAUGACCACGGGCCAUCGCAAUUACCUUACCAUUAAUGGGAUGAGUAACGGUAGCAACAGCGGAACGGCAUCGCCUAUCGGCGGUCAGAACUACAAAAGUGGACCAAAUUCUUCUUACGGAACAACCGGUGGCAUCGGUGCAAUGCAGAAAGUACGAAAAGGUAGCGGGCAUUCAAAUGCUCCUGCUAGUGAAUCAAGCCGUGGAUCGGUAAUGAGGGUUGAUCAAUUGAAACGAGUUCUCUCUGGUCAGACAACAACUGCACCAGGUACUAGGGCAGGCGCACCGCAGAGUGAUGCGAGUAGUGAGAGCAUGGUUAGUUAUGACUUCUCAGCUUCAGAUAUAUCUAUCAACACAUACAAUCAGCAGAACGCCUCCGGUGUAGAACGAUCAGGUUCUAUGGGCCGAUCGAGAUCGAAGUCACGAGACAGAGCUCCAAGUUAUAUGGAGCGACCUUUUUCUGCCAACCCCACAGAUAUAGCACAGGAUGGUUCCACGGUACCCCCUGUUCCGCCACUUCCAUCUUCGCUUGUGGGUGAAAAUGUCUCCAUUCACGAUCAAGCGCAAAAUCAUUCUCCAGAAGCAGAUCAAACCGGUCGAGGUACGAAAAGAAGUACAAAGAGUAGAGCAGGUGGAUAUCAAAGUAUGCCAUGGGACGAGGAGAAUGGAAAUGUGGUUGAUCUUCAGGGCUUGCUUAGUGGUAUUGAAAUUGGUGAGGACCAAAAGGGGGAUGCCGGUAUGCCUCCUUAUUGA